Molecule: messenger RNA, 806 nt
Organism: Pangasianodon hypophthalmus (striped catfish)
Lineage: Eukaryota; Metazoa; Chordata; Actinopteri; Siluriformes; Pangasiidae
Product: cystatin
Exons: 3
Coding region: 125-511 (128 amino acids)
Molecular function (GO): cysteine-type endopeptidase inhibitor activity
Source: RefSeq, a predicted model, not a curated record
UCUGUUUUCCAGACUCGCCCCUCCUACUAUCGAAAUUUAGGCGACGUUUAGCCUACAUAUAGUCGCAGUUUCCCGAGUGAACUGCAUUUUCAUACCACAGGGUUUAGCUAGAAGCUCGAUAAUCAUGUUUGUAAAGGUUGUAGCUCCACUCUUGGCAGUCUUCUUGGCCGUGGCGAGCGCUGACCUUGUCGGAGCCCCGGUGGAUGCAGACAUGAACAGCCCGGAAGUCCAGGAUGCCCUGCGGUUUGCAGUCGCUCAGUAUAAUGCAGAGAGUGACUGCAUAUACACCAGCCAGGUUGUUAAGGUGAUCAAGACCCAGACGCAGGUUGUUGCUGGUUUGAAGUACAUCUUCACCGUUGAGAUGGCCAAGACUUCCUGUAAAAAAGCAGAAGUUGAAAACACGUGUGCCGUCAGUUCAGACCCAGCAAUUGCACAACCCCAUGAAUGCAAACUUGCUGUGUGGAGUCAGCCUUGGAAGAACAGCUUGAAACUAAUCGAGAAUACCUGCUAAGAGAGAUCACUUACAGUCAAAACUGAUGAGUUCUUUUAAGAGGUCAAAAAUAUUUUAAUAUGUGCCUUAUUCAUCAGGCUGUAUUUGGAGAUAUAUAUGUAUAUGUAUGUUUUACUUAUUUUACUUAUUUAACAUAUUCUAUCAACUAACACCAAAUAACCUAGGCUCUGAGAUUAGAAAAGGUUGUUUCUAGGGGGAAAAAUUGUAACAGAUCUUAAAAAAAUAUUAAAGUGUAUGUGCUAUUAGGUUAUAUCAUUUAUUAUAUUGAAUAUAAUAAAAGGUCUUUAUGAAUGCC